This is a messenger RNA of Lactuca sativa (garden lettuce), 855 nucleotides long. Lineage: Eukaryota; Viridiplantae; Streptophyta; Magnoliopsida; Asterales; Asteraceae. The record is from RefSeq and is a predicted model, not a curated record.
AUGGUAGAUGACAUUAAAGCAACUUGGAAGACAACCGGGGUGUCAUUGUUAUCAGAUGGUUGGUCCGACAUGAGAAACCGAAGUUUGAUCAACUUUUUGGUCAACAAUCAAUAUGGAACUGUAUUUUUGAGGACUAUUGAUGCAUCAGAUUGCAUAAAAAAUGCUCAAAAAAUAUUUGAGUUGCUUGAUGAAGUUGUUGAAGAGAUCGGGGAAGAUAUUGUUGUUCAAGUGGUGACCGACAAUGCUAGUGCAUACAAAGCUGCUGGAGCAUUGUUAAUGGAGAAGAGAAAAAACUUGUAUUGGACCCCGUGUGCAGCUCACUGCAUCGAUUUAAUGCUUGAAAAAAUCGGUGAUUUGACUCAACAUAAAAAUGCUUUGCUUAAAGCAAGAAAGAUUAGCAAUUUCAUCUACAACCAUCAGUGGGUGUUAAGUUUAUCCCGGAAGAUUCUAAAGAAAGAUCUACUUCGACCGGCCGCCACGAGAUUCGCCACGGCUUUUCUGACUAUACAAAGCAUUUAUGAAUCGAAACAAAACUUACAACAAAUGUUUGUUUCAAACGAAUGGGGGGCAUCUUCUUGGGCUAAGAAACCCGAUGGUAGAGAGAUAAAAAAAAUAAUUAUGGAUGAAAGAAAUUUUUGGCCUAGUGUGGUUUAUUCCAUGAAAACCACAAUGCCACUUGUUCAAGUUUUAAGGCUCGUUGAUGGGGAGCAAACACCAGCAAUGGGAUUUAUUUACGGGGCGAUGGACGAAUGCAAAGAAAAAAUAGCAAAGAACUUGGAUAACAACCUCGCUUCUUAUAAAGAAAUUUGGGACAUUAUCGAUAAGAAAUGGGAGUUGCAAAUGCAUCGCUCGUGA